Molecule: messenger RNA, 3362 nt
Organism: Zea mays
Lineage: Eukaryota; Viridiplantae; Streptophyta; Magnoliopsida; Poales; Poaceae
Exons: 3
Coding region: 1231-2892 (553 amino acids)
Molecular function (GO): protein dimerization activity
Source: RefSeq, a predicted model, not a curated record
CUCCUCUGCUCACCCAGCCGCCCAGGUAGGGCUCCUCCCUCCUCUCCUCUGCUCGCCCAGGGCUCCUCCUUCUCCUCUCCUCUCAAUCUCCUCUCAUCUCAGCAGUGGUUCUGCAGUGGAAGAGAGGCACGCACGCCCAGGGAUAGAGGGGGCGCGCUAGCAGGAAGCUGAAGCAGGGACUCCCCAUCCUUUGUUUGUUGCCAGGUAUGGAUGCCUCUUGCUUCCUCUAUUUUAUAGUUUGCUGUUUGCUCCUGAUUAUGCAUAGUAGUUCAUGCUUCAAUCUUCAUGGCUCUCUAUUUCUUGUCGUUAAAUGUUAGUUCAUGGCUUAGGCUUAAUGCUAGUAGGGUCAGAUAGUGUACAACAUGGCUAGUAGGGUCAGACAGUGUACUUCAUGCAAAUGAUUGAUUGUGCAUUCUGCAUUGCAACAUGUAGGAUGUCAUCGGCGGCUUCCAAUCCAUCAGCUCAACCAGCAGUGGACAAGCAACCACUUAAGCGGAAUAGCGAUGACAUAGGGUGGGAGUAUGGAACUAUUGUCAAUCCAAAUGAUUGGAAUGUCAUAAAAUGCAAGUUAUGUCCUAUGGUUGUCAAGGCUGGGAUUUAUAGGCUUAAGCUGCAUAUUGCUGGUAGAAAAGGGCAAGUCCGAGCAUGCCCCAAUGCAACUCAAGAGGAUAGAGACAAGUGCAGUAAAGCUCUUGAUGAUUCUAGGAAAGUUAAAAUAGCUAGGCUAACAGAAAAACAAGAGGUUAUUGAUGUGGUUGCAGAUGAGAUGGAUGUUAAUGAUGACACGGGCCUUGAUGACAUUGGCAGCUCUCAACCAAGGACAAUGGGUCCUAUGGACAAGUUCACAAUGUCUCUUGACUCCAAUUCUUUGGGUUCCACACAAAAAAACCUUCGCCAACAAAAGAUUUCUGAACAUGUAAUGAAAGAAAGGUUGCAUAUAUUGAAGAGAUAUGUUGCUAGGUGGAUGUAUGUGCAAGGUAAAUGAUUUGUUAUCUUUUUACGUGUUAUCUUGCAUUCUUUAUCUUGCUUUCUAACUUUUGAAGGGGCUAAGCUGCUACUGUACUUUAUUUUCAGGAAUACCUUUCAAUGCCAUAAACUGUGAUGAGUUUGACCAAGUGUUGGAAGCUGCUGGCCGCUUCGGUCCAGGUGCAAAGAAACCUUAUCAACAUGAGCUGCGGGAGAAACUGUUGCAUGAGGAAGUGGAGGAUACAAAGAAGAUGAUUAAAGAUCAUGCACAAGAAUGGAAAAAAAACCGGUUGCUCUCUUAUGACUGAUGCUUGGACAGACCAAAAGAGGAGGAGCAUAAUGAACAUAUGUAUCAAUUCUGCCAUCGGUACAUAUUUUCUUGAGUCAAAAGAGGUUUCAGCUGAGUUACACACGGGGGAAAUGAUUUUUCAGUUUGUGGAUAACUUUAUUGAGAAAUUGGAUGCUGGUAAGGACCAUCUUGUGCAAGUGGUCACAGAUAAUGCAUCAAAUAAUAUGGCAGCAAAGGAUUUGCUUUAUGUCAAGAGACCCAACCUAUUUUGGACUUCCUGUGCAACCCAUACAAUUAACCUAAUGCUUGAAGGAAUUGGAAAGAUGAAAAGGUUCAAGAAUGUAAUUGAUUCAGCAAAAGGAUUGACCAUAUUUAUUUAUGCACACCACAACACUUUGUCUCUAAUGAGGAAGUUCACAAAGAAAAGAGAUAUUAUUAGGCCAGGUGUGACAAGAUUUGCCUCCGCUUUUCUCACUUUACAAAGCUUGUAUGAGAAGAAAGAGCAGCUAAGGAUGAUGUCCCAAAGUGAGGAAUGGUGUAAAAUUAGUCAUGUGAAGAAAAGUGCUAAAGGUGUAACAGCCACAUCCACAUUGGUGAAGCCAACCUUUUGGAAUGGUGUUUCUCUUUGUUUGAGAGUAUUUGAGCCAUUAGUUAAAGUUCUUCGCCUUGUUGAUGGAGACAUUAAACCAUCAAUGCCUUGGGUGUAUGGUGAAAUUCUUAAAGCCAAGGAAGAAAUUAGAGUGGCUGUAGGAAACUUAGACAAGACAGGGACUGGUUUGUACAAGAACCUUAUGGAAGUUGUGGAGGGAAAAAUGAAGAAAAGAUUGGAUUGUCCUAUUCACAUGGCUGCAUAUUGUUUAAACCCUUAUUAUAGCUACAAUAGUCCCUCAAUCUUUGACAAUGAGGAUGUGGUAGAUGGGUUUUAUGCAGCUAUUGAAACAUUCUACCAUGGUGAUUUUCAGAAGCAAAAUGAAGUGAUCAAUAAUGACUUUCACAAGUUUAAGGACAAACUUGGACAUUUUGGGAAAAAAGUAGCUUUGUUUGGCUGCAAGGAUCCUGAAUUCAAUCCAGCUAAGUGGUGGGCAAAUUAUGGAACACAAGUUCCAUUACUUCAAAAGUUUGCUGUUAGAAUUCUCUCUUUGACAUCAAGUGCUUCAGGUUGUGAAAGGAGUUGGAGCUGUUUUGAAGGGAUCCAUACAAAGAAAAGGAAUAGACUCACAUGUGACAGAGUUGACAAGCUUGUGUAUGUUAGAUUCAACCAUAUUCAUGCAAAGAGAAGAAUUAGAGCCCAAAAGAAUAAAAAGGCAGAUCCUCUUGUAGCAACCGAUGCAACUUUUGCUCAAGGAUGGAUGGUUGAUGGUGCUGAGAAGGAUGAAGAAGGGUCUGAUGUUGAGCCGGUGACCGGUCUCACAUGGAAAUUGAUUGCUGAGACAUGUGGUGCUGAAGAGGUCACAAAACUACGUAGGAGUGCAAGAUUGACUGUUGAAAGAGAGGUUGAAGACACACCGCUGUCUGAAACUGAAAGUGAAGAAGAAGCACCACAAGAGGAAGAUGUUGACUUUGAGUCGGAUCAAGAUGAUGUGAUCACAGCUGGAUAUGACUAUGAGCUAGAUGCGGAGGAAGACAAUGAUGGCUGAUGGGAGGCUUUAGCUGCCAUCAUCUAUCUUAUAUUAGCACUAUCUAAUUAUCUUAUCUAUUUGUCUAUGUUGAAAAUGAACUUAUGGACUAUUGCUUUUAUGCUUUGUUUGGCAUUUGUGAGAACUAUUUCUAUUUGUGCUUUGUGAAAGUGUUUGUUCUCUAUUGUGUCUAUCAACCUACCAUUUGUGCUGAAAGUUGUCCUUGUUCAGUGUAUCAACUAUCAAAUGGACCCUUAUACAUAUCACAUGGGCACAUACUAACAAAUCUCGCUUCUUUUUCAGGUACAUAUCUCAAAUUGGGACAAGGACAACAAAAGCUUCAUGUUUGCUUCAAAAAAGGUUAGGAAAAAAUCUUUUUUAUCCUGCUGAAACUAUGCUACAGUAACAUACCGUUUAGGCCGUUUAAUUCCGUCUAAACACGUCUAAACCUUAGACAGCUCCUCACCGUCCGUCUACCGUUUUCCGUCUAA